AUGGAUUGUCACAGCGAUCAGUGUUCCCGCAGCAACUUGAGGUGUUGCCGAAGUUGGUGCAGCAGGGAAACAUAUCCGUGGGAGCACUAUUUUCUUCCACGGGCCAUGGCCAUUCCUCGCACGGUGCCGUUCGCGGCAGCGGCUUGGCUGAUGCUCUUCACAUCAUCUCUAGUGUCCUCUCACGCACGGAACCUCCGCAACCGCCGCCUUCCCGCAAGCUCCGAAGCCGUUGCGAAUUUUCCCGAGAUUCUACCCUGGUCUUCCCCCGAAGACGCCAGACAUGACGGCGCGCGCGGCGAUAUCGGAAAUACGUCUUCGCACCGCAGCUCUCUCGCCAUCGCCGCUGCCGCCGAAGUUGGAAAGCUGGCGCCGCGAUCCUCGAUGCGGUCCGCGAAAAGCGGCUACCAUGACGGACCCCGACUGUCGGGGGAAACGGCGAUCCCAGAGUGGUUGGACCGGGACGCGCUGCGUGAUCUAGAGGAACUACUUAAGGAUGUGCUUGUGCCGAACCUGAUCGUGGCUCAGGACGGGUCGGGAAAUGUCACUAACCUCCAGGAUGCUGUGAGGAUUAUCAACAAUGAUAUGAGCAGGGCAUGGUACAUAGUGCUGCUGAAGCCGGGGCGGUAUGUGGGCAACGUGGAGGUGGAGCGAGCAAACGUGGUGCUGCUAGGCAGCGGUGCGUGGCGGACCAUCAUCACAGGGCACCGCAGCAACGGCGCUGGCUUUGAUACAUGGGAUACCCCCUCCUUUGCUGCGGCGGGCAGCAACUUUGUGACGAUGGGCAUUCGCUUUGAGAACACUGCACGGCCUCGCAUGCAAGCUGCAGUGGCGUUUCGAGCAACCGGGGACAGAACCAUUGCGUACCGCUGUGUCUUUUCGGGCUUCCAGGACACACUCAACGCACACAGCGGCCGGCAGUACUACCGCAACUGCGCCAUCUACGGCCAUGUGGAUUUCAUCUACGGCCGCCAUGGCGCCGCCGUCUUUGACCGCUGCCUCAUCGCCCCCAUCCCGCGCCCGGGGCAAACCAGCUCUGCCAUCAUCGCCUCACACGGCGGAGAUUCACUCGCAUUACGUGAGGGUGGGUUCGUCUUCUACCGGUGCAUGGUUGCAGGAGUCACACCAGGGUUGACCGCGUACCUGGGAAGGCCGUGGUUUCCGCACGCGCGUGUGAUUUACAUGUUCAGCUUCUUGUCAAAAACUGUCCUUCCCGAGGGGUGGGCUGAAUGGCCUGGAGAGAUAUAUGGGCCGACUUCGUUUCUGGGGGAGUACAGGAAUGAAGGGCCGGGUGCGGGGGUGAGUGGGCGUGCUAGGUGGGUUCGACCUGGGCUGUUGAAUGCAACGCAGGUGGCUCCGUUCAUGCCUGAAGCGUUUAUUAGAGGCAGCAGGUGGGUGGGCAGAACACCUGUGAAGAUCCAGUACCCUUGA
This is a messenger RNA of Closterium sp. Yama58-4, 1428 nucleotides long. NCBI's taxonomy places the organism in Eukaryota, Viridiplantae, Streptophyta, Zygnematophyceae, Desmidiales, Closteriaceae. The record is from the annotation of a GenBank genome assembly.